AUGGCUGCAGCUCCAGCACGGCCGAUUCGCAUCGCGGGUGCAUCAGGCUCUGUUUCAGAUCGCCGCCAUGGCCUCGCUAUGUUUGCAGCGAACUGUGCCAACGACCCCGUUGAUGUGAUCGUCGGCGACUGGAUGAGUGAGGCAAACAUGACAAGCAGAGGCAUUAUGAAAGCCGACAGUCUUAUUGGCAAAGCUAGCGAGGAAUUCAUCCCUGGUGCCCCAACCGGCGCCAUUGGAGCAUAUGAGCCAACCUUCCUGGAAGCACUCGAGCCGGCACUACACGACAUUGCAAAGCACAACAUCAAGAUUGCUGUCAACGCUGGAGCGUCUGAUACGCAGAAGCUGGGAAACGUUGUCGCUGAGAUGGUCAAGCGCAACGGACUAGAUCUUAAGGUUGCCUGGGUAAGUGGUGAUGAAGUCUUUCCCGCUGUGCAAAAAGCUCGACAAGAGAAGAAGACUACCUUCGAGAACAUCUCCACCGGUCAAGUCUUGGACGACUGGGAACAUGAGCCAUUGUAUGCGCAGGCCUAUCUCGGUGGUCUUGGGAUCGCAGAAGCCUUGUCCCGUGGCGCCGACAUCGUGGUCUGUGGGCGAGUGAGUGAUGCCAGUCCUGUGAUAGGAGCCUGCUACUGGUGGCAUGGCUGGAACAGAGACCAACUCCAUGAACUUGCGAAUGCAUUCGUUGCGGGUCAUUUGGUUGAGUGCAGCAGCUACGUCUGCGGUGGCCUAUUCUCGGGCUUCAAAUCGCUGGAGAUGAAGGGCUGGCACGAUCUGGGGUUCCCUAUCGCUGAGAUUGCAAAAUCUGGGCAGGUUGUCAUUACGAAGAACAAGGGCUCUGGCGGGGAGGUCAGUACGCAGACUUGUUCGAGUCAGUUGCUUUAUGAGAUUCAAGGGCCUUGGUACUUCAACUCCGACGUCACCGCUAUUCUUGACGAGCUCCAUUUCGAGCAGAUUGGCACAGAUCGAGUCGCGCUUCGCGGAGUCAAAGGCGCUCUCCCACCUCCUACCACGAAGGUUGGGCUUACAGCAAAGGGAGGCUAUCAAGCAGAAGUCCACUGGUUCAUGACAGGUCUCGACAUCAGCGACAAAGCCCGCAUGCUUGAAGCGCAGGUCCGCCACGCUUUACGGAACUCCAUCCCCAAGUUCAGCCGUCUGGACUUCACUCUCAACGGCACGGCAGGUGAAAAUGCCAGAAACCAAAACGCCGCUACCGUGGACUACCGCAUCCUAGUCCAGGCGAAAAAUGAAGCAGACAUCGCACCAAACAAAUUCCUACGCCCGAUCCUGGACUUGAUUAUGAUGGGCUAUCCGGGCUCAACUUUCCAUCUUGAUGCAAGGCAAGGGUUCCCCAAGCCGAUCUUUGAAUACUAUGUCACCCUUCUUCCGCAGGCUGAUGUACAGCAUAAAGUACAUCUAUGGACUGGUGAGGAGGCUGAGAUAGCUCCACCGACCAAGACGCAGACGUAUCCGAGUCAGCAGCCUAGUCAGCCCGUCGCUACGGACAGUAAGCUCGAGCCCUUGGGUGAGACAAUCAAAGGGCCACUGGGCUGGAUUGUUCAUGCAAGAAGUGGUGAUAAGGGGUCGAAUGCCAAUGUGGGCUUUUGGGUGAGACAUCGGGACGAGUGGGAAUGGUUGAGGUGGGUACUUUCUGUAGAGACGAUGAAGGAAUUGUUGGCGGACGAGUAUAACGGAAAAAAUAUCGAUCGGUUUGAGCUGCCGAAUAUGUUCGCGGUGCAUUUUCUGUUGCAUGAUCAUCUGGAUCGGGGAGUAAGUUGUUCGACGACUUAUGACUUUUUGGGGAAGAAUGUAGCGGAGUAUCUGCGAAGCAAGCAUGUUGACCUUCCGGUUAAGUUCUUGAAUAGAGGAAAGUUGUGA
Messenger RNA from Fulvia fulva, 1875 nucleotides. RefSeq lists its product as uncharacterized. The record is from RefSeq and is a predicted model, not a curated record. The transcript is spliced from 4 exons. NCBI's taxonomy places the organism in Eukaryota, Fungi, Ascomycota, Dothideomycetes, Mycosphaerellales, Mycosphaerellaceae. The coding region runs from base 1 to 1875 and encodes 624 amino acids.